Phragmites australis (common reed) is the source of this 729-nucleotide messenger RNA. Its product is annotated as probable histone H2A.5. The record is from RefSeq and is a predicted model, not a curated record. The coding region runs from base 90 to 566 and encodes 158 amino acids. Gene Ontology annotation, molecular function: structural constituent of chromatin; DNA binding; protein heterodimerization activity. Lineage: Eukaryota; Viridiplantae; Streptophyta; Magnoliopsida; Poales; Poaceae. The transcript has a single exon. Gene Ontology annotation, cellular component: nucleosome.
CCUGGCAUUUGGCAUCAGACCACGCAACCUCUCGUCCACAGCCGCAGUCUUCUCCCUCCAAGCUCUCUCGAAGCGCAGAAGCAGCAGCCAUGGACGUCGCCGGCGCCGGAGCGGGUGGGAAGGUGAAGAAGGGGGCGGCCGGGCGCAAGGCGGGCGGCCCCAGGAAGAAGUCGGUGUCGCGGUCCGUGAAGGCCGGGCUCCAGUUCCCCGUCGGCCGCAUCGGGCGCUACCUCAAGAAGGGCCGCUACGCCCAGCGCGUCGGCACCGGCGCCCCCGUGUACCUCGCCGCCGUCCUCGAGUACCUCGCCGCCGAGGUGCUGGAGCUGGCCGGGAACGCGGCGAGGGACAACAAGAAGACGCGGAUCAUCCCGCGCCACGUGCUCCUAGCGAUCCGCAACGACGAGGAGCUCGGGAAGCUGCUGGCCGGCGUCACCAUCGCGCACGGCGGCGUCCUGCCCAACAUCAACCCGGUGCUGCUGCCCAAGAAGGUGGCGGAGAAGGCGGCCAGCGGCGCCAAGGAGGCCAAGUCGCCCAAGAAGGGCGCCAAGUCCCCCAAGAAGGCCUAGAGACACCAUUAGCGCUGUGCUGUGCUACAUGUUCAUGUUUAGAUCUGUAGGUGGGAUAUGUGCUGAUCUAGUGUCGUCGUUCUAGCUUGUGUGUCUAUGCAAUUUCAAUGCAAUAGUAUUGCCAGUAAUCGGAGUUGCUUAUGAAGUGCUUGAUAUUUCGAUU